This is a messenger RNA of Aspergillus ochraceoroseus IBT 24754, 1290 nucleotides long. Its product is annotated as C2H2-type zinc finger protein. Gene Ontology annotation, molecular function: RNA polymerase II cis-regulatory region sequence-specific DNA binding. The coding region runs from base 1 to 1290 and encodes 429 amino acids. NCBI's taxonomy places the organism in Eukaryota, Fungi, Ascomycota, Eurotiomycetes, Eurotiales, Aspergillaceae. The record is from RefSeq and is a predicted model, not a curated record. The transcript has a single exon. Gene Ontology annotation, cellular component: cytoplasm; nucleus.
AUGCCACAACCAGCUACCUCAGUGGAUUUUUCUAAUCUGCUGAACCCCCGGAACAACCACAGCACUACCACCGCUACUCCGUCCACCCCUGGGGACGCCUCCAAGACCCCCUCCACUCCCACAAGUGCUCAGUCAACUUCCUCAAUGGCCUCUUCGGUGAGCCUGCUGCCUCCCCUCAUGAAGGGGGCGCGUCCCGCAACAGAGGAAGCUCGCCAGGAUCUUCCCCGACCGUACAAAUGCCCCCUGUGUGAUCGCGCUUUUCACCGUCUGGAACAUCAAACCAGACACAUCCGCACACACACAGGUGAGAAGCCGCACGCAUGUCAGUUCCCCGGCUGCACGAAGCGCUUCAGUCGCUCCGAUGAACUCACUCGCCACUCGCGAAUCCACAACAACCCGAACUCGAGACGGGGCAACAAGGCUCAGCAUCUAGCGGCUGCUGCGGCUGCCGCCAACCAGGAUAGCAAUACCAUGGCCAAUAGUAAUGCUGGAUCGAUGAUGCCUCCUCCUAGCAAACCCAUCACCCGCUCUGCGCCCGUCUCGCAGGUUGGAUCUCCGGACAUCUCGCCUCCACACUCUUUCUCCAACUACGCCGGUCACAUGCGCUCGAAUCUGGGGCCUUACUCUCGUAACAGCGACCGUGCCUCAUCUGGCAUUGACAUCAACCUGCUUGCUACUGCUGCUUCGCAGGUGGAGCGCGAUGAACACUACGGAUUCCACGCCGGUCAGCGUAGCCACCUGUUUAGCUCUCGUCAUCACGGGAACAACCGUCUGCCUUCCCUCAGUGCUUAUGCGAUCUCACACAGCAUGAGCCGCUCGCACUCUCACGACGACGAGGAUGGCUAUUCCCAUCGUGUCAAGCGCUCUAGGCCUAACUCGCCUAACUCGACCGCUCCUUCUUCACCCACCUUCUCCCAUGACUCUCUCUCCCCCACCCCCGACCACACUCCUCUGGCUACUCCUGCACACUCGCCACGACUGAAACCUCUGGGCGCUAGCGAACUGCACCUGCCUUCGAUUCGCCACCUGUCCCUUCACCACACUCCUGCUCUGGCCCCCAUGGAGCCCCAGCCCGACGGCCCCAACUACUACAGCCCCACCCAGGCUCAUGUUGGCCCCAGCAUCAGCGAUAUCAUGUCGCGACCCGACGGAACACAGAGGAAGCUUCCUGUUCCUCAAGUACCCAAAGUGGCAGUGCAGGAUAUGUUAAAUCCCACGUCUGGAUUUACAUCGGUUUCGUCGUCAAGCAGCAACUCCAUUGCAGGCGGUGAUCUGGCGGACCGUUUCUAG